Messenger RNA from Candidula unifasciata, 947 nucleotides. Lineage: Eukaryota; Metazoa; Mollusca; Gastropoda; Stylommatophora; Geomitridae. The record is from the annotation of a GenBank genome assembly.
AUGGAUUUGAGCGUACACAAACGGACCGGAUACGACAUAGACAGCCUGCUUGGCCAUGUCCCCAGCAAGGCUGUCAGUUUGGACAAUGGCCGAAAGAAUGACCAGCAAAUAGUCAGCGAUGGAUGCGAUAACACAGGUUUACAGACAAUGCCAGACAGACAUUUUUCCACGAAUCUUCAUGAAAACAAGACUGCCAUUUUCCGACCGGAAACCGGAAAUUUGUUGCCUUGGGACCAAUCACAGCAGUCGGUUUAUCCUCCUGCCGCGCCACCUGCCUCGAAUGACCCAAGGGCAAUAACUCCAAUUACGAGAAGUGAUAUCAGCAGAGCAACGUCUCUUCAUGAAAGUAAUUCUCGUAAUGGCGAAAAUAAUCAGAGCGCGUUAGAAAAAGCGCUUCAGGACAAACAUUUUAUUUCAGAAUCCCAAAAUCCGGUGUCAGUAAUUUCUAAUUCUGAAAAAUCUUGGGGUCUUGCCCCCACUGACGCUGAAAAUAAUGAUAUACGUGUACAAAAUGGUGAGUAUGUAAACAAAGAAGACAACUGUAUCAAGGAGCAAGAAGCUGCUAGUGUGACUCUGAGUAAUCAAGAAUCAAACGUUGAUUUCUUUAAUGGAACAUUUAUAAAAAACCACAAUGAUGUAACUAAUCGAAUGAAUGAAAACAGUUCGAGACUCGUCUACGAAACAUUUCCAGAGCAUAGUCCUGAGCAUAGAAGCGAAUGUGGUGAGGUACCUGGUGGCGUGAACACCGUUGAACACGCCGGCAGUGAUGUUGUGGUCGAUGACUGUCAUGGUGAUGAUGAUGAUGAUGACUCUCUGGACAAGGAGAAGGAUUUGGAGGAGAUGGGGAAGCGGAAACAGCGCCGGUACCGAACCACCUUCACGAGCUACCAGCUGGAGGAGUUGGAAAGGGCCUUUCAGAAAACCCACUACCCUGAUGUUUUCACCAG